Messenger RNA from Ambispora leptoticha, 867 nucleotides. NCBI's taxonomy places the organism in Eukaryota, Fungi, Glomeromycota, Glomeromycetes, Archaeosporales, Ambisporaceae. The record is from the annotation of a GenBank genome assembly.
AUGUCUUCUCAAUUCAAAAUGGCGAUUAUACAAAAUGGAUUGCGUGGCACAUUAUGUUUCUUGAAGCCAUUGAGAUUUCGCCAAGUUCAAUCAUCUCUCAAAAGUCAUCAGUAUUCGACUAUGCCUGUUCCAAAAACUCAUUACGAAAUCGAACGAAAAUUUACCUUUUCCCAGUCUAACGUUUCUAUCCUUGAAACCAACACUGGUCCUACAAAAUUCAUGUCAAUGAAACACCUUCUUGAUCAAAAAUUUACAGACGUAUACUAUGAUGACAAGGAACGCAACUACCCAUUAACAACCAAUGACAUUUGGCUUCGUCAGCGUGACGAGAUAUGGGAAUGCAAAUGUCCCAUGAACCCGGCCGCGUCAAUGGAUAUAUAUCUUGAACUUGUAAAGUUGCCAGAUAUUGCUGAAUUUAUUCGACAAAAAUUAGGAAGGGGUGAGUCAAUUCCGGUGUUACCAGAUGAAGCAAUACAGUUCAAAAACCAUUUACUUCAACAACAUAAUUUAUCCGCGUUUUGUACUAUAACCACGACAAGGAGAAAGUACCUAGUAGACGACCAAUUUACUUUAGUGUUGGAUCAUGCGGACUUUGGACAUUCUGUGGGUGAGUUGGAGAUUACGGUUAGCAAAGAAAGUGAAAUUCCGCAAGCUGAAUUGAAGGUCGCGCAGUUUAUGAAUAAGCAUAAGUGGUUUUUUGAGACUAAGGGGGUUGUAUUUGGAAAAUUAUCGGCGUAUAUCUCGAAGUUUAAUCGACACCAAUGGGAAUGCAUGGAGCGAUCCGGGAUUUUAAAACAAAAAUUGUUUCCUGAAAGUCUGGAAGAUGUCGUACGGAGAAAUGAAAUGGGGAAGGCCAAAACUUUGUAA